AUGACGCCGCGCCCACUCAUUUCUUCUUCGAGGCGUCCUGUAUCCGCCAUCUUCCUAGGAUCGUUACCACCCAAGGAGCAGGUCAUUCCUAACUUUCCUGAGCCUCCAGAAAGCCCAAGUGCAAUAUCGAGUUCAUCUGGUCUUCCUUCACCACCCGCAACCAAUUCAACAGGAAGCGGAUCAACAGGUGAUAACAAGAGUCCGACUCCAAGCAGUCUACGCCAGCGACCUGCCUCGUAUGCCGGUAGCGUAAACAUGCCCCACCGUAAUUAUGACACACCCAGCACACCCGAAAAAUCUUCCAGAAAUAUUGACGACGAUGACGACGACGAAAACGAUUAUUCAAAUGAAGAAGACGACACCGCUCGCCUUGACCGCAGUCAUGCAAUAAAGAGUCCAAACGAAAACCUCAUGGCUUUGCAACGAGUUAAAAGCCUUGCUGAGCGCAACCGCAUGGCCCUGAACAAACUUUCUUCCUUUUCCCGUACUCCCUCUCCUGCAAACUCCCGCGCAUCUCGAUCCCCGCUCCCUCCUAUCCAUGCAUCCACUUCCUCAUCUUCCUCUUCUGCAGCCUCCCGGAUUUCCUCCCACUCGCGUUCUAACAUCGUGACAAGACAGUAUGAUGGAGCACUGCAAUAUGAUAGUGCACUUUCUGGCUCUGAGACAGAACGCGAGAGUCAGCGUGCUCCAACUCCCUCGUACUCUAAUUCACAUUCCAACUCUCGCUCAUAUGGUUCCUCAUCUCCAGAACGUCCAUCAACGUCUCCUCCAAGCACUAGUACAAGAGAACGCCGCAUAUCUGCUCCCGCUUCACCGGCUAGAUCUCGACGGCCUUCUCCUGCCCCUUCGCACACUCCUCGGAAACGAGUAUCUAUCGCCAGUGCACUAUCUGUCCCUAGAGAUAACGCAGCGUACGAUGUGACGAGUGCCGCACUAGCCGCCGUAGCAUCUUCACGACGGAGUCCAACAGGUACAGGUAGCGUUAACCGGCGUUCGCGACAGCCGCUUCCAAGGGAAUUCAGAGACGGUGAUCGAGUCCGUACUUUGGAUAGCAGGACUUCCAUCGAGCCUAUGACACCACAUCAUAACUCGCGUCAGGAUAGCUACACUUCUAAUGCCAACACCUCUCACAGAACCUCUUCAUACACAAAUCCCAAUCCUCAAUAUUCACCACGCGGCACUCGGGCUAACCUUCCGUCAACCGUUCGCGAACUGACGCGCCGUCACCAAACGCGCUGGCUAUCGGACGAUAUCUCCAACCUUCCAGAUUCUAGUCGCAAACAAACACAACGCGGCGGCAGCGCCGAAAGCACCCUGGGAGUUGGAGGACGUCUGGUUGGUGAAGGCUUGCGUGCUGCUGGCAUAGGUAUGCGGAACGGGACCCAGACCAACGAUGACGUCUUUGCACAUAGCAAUGGCUCGCACGUGUCUUUACGUCGCGCACGGACGGCUGCCUCUGGCACCCGUCGAAACGUUGAGUGGGAGGACGAACACAGAGUUGCAGAUGACAGGAGUAGGGCAAGCGGCUCGAGUGGCACGCGACUCAGUGAAGGUGUAGGUCCCUCCACAAGGCCACAUCUGUCGUCAGAUCCGAGCAGAGCUUCAUCUUCACUUUUGGUUGAACGAGACUUGAGAGGGGCGCGCACAGCUUCCUCAAGGCCAGCAACCUCGAUGGCAGAGUUCUAUCACGAGGAGGAUGAAAAUUCUGGAAGGGGAGCGGCAUCUUUGCUCCGCUCCAGGCGGCAAUACUCGGGUAUUGAGCGACAACAUUCGGGAGCAUCGCCUGGUAUCCGUCCGCUUCCUCCUCAACAAGCCCCAGCAGCACCAACACCACCAGACAGAUCACGUAGCGUCGCACUCACUCGACGUCAUACAACAAUGACACCUCUUGGGAAUGGGUCGGUCUCCAGUCACCAACAGAGCGCGGAGCAUACCAAGCUCAUGCUAGAGUCUUUGAAGAUGUUCGAGAAUGUCUUGUCCCGUCUGCCAAAUCAGUCUGCGUCUGCACCAGAUCUGUUCCGCAGCGCAGAGACUAUCGUUCUUGCUUCUGAGAAGUUGAAUGCGUUGUUGAGAACGGGUACAAAUCGAGCGCUGGAACAGCAGAUUGACGCUGAGAUGGAUGAUGAAACAUCGGGUACGAUACCCACGGGUGAAAUUUGGAGGAGGGUCGGAGGGGAGUACCGCGAGAGCCUGCGUGUGAGCGAUGAAGUCGUCCGAACGAUCACAGGAUUUUUGCUUGGAAUCGGCAGAAUUGUAAAGGAGGCAUCCGCUGGUGCUUUGAAUGAACCCGGACCACAGCACUCCAGAAGCGGCCUUGAUGAUGACGUUUCCCGUCGAACACCCGAAAUAGAUAGGAGCAGUAAUAGAAGUCGACAGGAUGGAAGGAGGAGUGUGGAGUCAAGACGGAGUUGGGAGCCUUCUGCUCCCACUGCUGACUUGUCCAGAAGGCUAAGUGGCCAUGAUGAAGGAGUUGUUGUACGUCCGCCUUCGUCAAGAGACCGUGAUCCAGAAGAUCAGCCUUUGUUUCGCAAAUCCCUUCCUCUUCCCCCGCUGCCGCUUUCUGCCACACGUAGGCUUUUCACACCACGAGAACACCGUGAUCGUCAAAUGACGUCAAAUGCACUCGCUUCUCAUAAUUCCUCGUCCGAUAUUGUUGAUCUUUCUCUAGAGUAUGAGCCUUCACCGACACCUGCCGCUCGGGGUGUGCCUGCGGGCCGCCAAAAACCACUUCCAUCUCUUGCCGUCCCCCCUCCUCUUCCUACCUUACCUUCUGAAUCGCUUAUGAGCAAGUUGACGAGCAAUUCACUAGACAAAAGCAACUAUCGCAAAUCAUCUACCACAUCUGCUGCUACCAUCCGAGGUAUGCCCCUGCCACUUGCCAAUCCGACAACCGCUGUAACUACCCAUACGGUAUCCAAUUCCCCUGAAAACUCAACAUUUCCUCUAUCACGCGUUGACUCCAAAGACUCCGUUCGUUCGUCUGUAACAUUCUCACGUCCUUCUGAAGUAUCACUAUCUGCGCUGCAACAACAGCAUAUACGAGACGAGGCACGCAGGAAGGCCAUUAUGUCCUCUGCCAACACUGAAGAAGACGCAAACGUUCCUCGGGCACCUUCGCCUGCUCAAGUCCGUUCUCCACUUUCCGGCUCAGAGACGGAGCGAGAUACUCGCCGGCGAACGUUUGGUGUACGGGCUGCUCGUAUGUCAUUGGACAGCAUUCGUGACGAAAGGGAAGGUGACAAUGGCAGUUCUCAGUCACGCACCGUCACUAUACCUUCGCAAAGGCGGGAGAGGCGACGGACUGUGACUGAGGUGUUUUCAUAG
This is a messenger RNA of Suillus bovinus, 3324 nucleotides long. RefSeq lists its product as uncharacterized. Lineage: Eukaryota; Fungi; Basidiomycota; Agaricomycetes; Boletales; Suillaceae. The record is from RefSeq and is a predicted model, not a curated record. The transcript is spliced from 3 exons. The coding region runs from base 1 to 3324 and encodes 1107 amino acids.